CAAAAUUUCAAUUGGAAUCCCGAGAAAUCGUAUACAUUUUCGUGUAAAAAGUUGCAAAUUUUUCACAAUUGAGUAAAAAGCUUGCUAUGAUGAACAUCUGAGAGGCCAUGGUGGAAGCAAAACAGAAAGAUUCCGCAACGGAACGAAAGGAUCCGGGAUCCGACGGUGCUGGCCGGAAUAGCAGCAAGGCACGUUCCGGAAAGAAGGACAAAAAAGAGGCAAGCGGUGGUGGAACUGGCACUGGCGGUGGCGCUUCCGGUAACAGCAAACGGAAUAAAAAAGCAAAAAAGGAUGUCGUUAAGCCACCCCAGAAGGUCGUAAUUCGUAGAUUGCCACCGUCGAUGGAUGAGGAAACAUUGCGAAAGCAAAUCGAACCGAUACCGGAUCAUGAAGAUUUUUACUUCGUUUCCGGUGAUUGGUCCCUCGGUAAGAAUGCAUCUUCGCGAGCGUAUAUCAGCUUCACUCGCACCGAGGAUAUUUUUUUGUUUCGUGACAAGUUCGAUGGAUACAUCUUUGUCGACAGCAAGGGAGUCGAGUAUCCGGCAGUCGUUGAGUACGCUCCCUUCCAGGAACUGCCACGGAAUCGAUCCCGCAAGAAGGAUGCGAAACAGGGAACAAUUGAGACAGACACACACUUUUUGGCGUUUCAAGAAGCUCUGGAAGCAGAAGAAAAGGAAUCGUCUGGUGGCAAAGGAAAAGGCAAAUUGGAAUACAGUUACACAAUUAAGGAUGAAAAGCGAAUCACAUCAACUCCACUAUUGGAAUUCAUUGCUCAAAAGAGACAGGAGAAGAGGGAUGAAAAGAGAAAAAAGUUGGAAGAAAAGAAAAAGCAGCGAAAGGAAGAACGGCAGAAGAAGAUAAGUAAGCCAGAGGUAAUAAAGGAGGAAGAGAAAGCAAAAGAAGAUGAUAUCGUGGUCAGGACUGUACCAUCCCGUUUAGAUCCCAAACAAGCUAAAAAAGAGGGUGGGAGAAAAGAAGGUGGAGCAGAUAAGAAAGAUGAAAUUAAAGAAGGAAAAGAUGGUAAAGAAAAGGAAAAACGACAAAGAAAUCGAGGCAAAGACAAAGACAAAGAAGAUAGAACUCCGAAGCAACCCGAAAAAGAAGAGCCUCCGAUUGCGGAGCAGGAGAAGCCACUAAGUCGAAAGCAGGAGCGAGAUCGACAACGAAGAGAAAAGGAAAAAGUUAGAAAGCAGGAAGAAAGGGAAAAGAAAGCUCAGGGUGAACUGCCCCGAAAAGAUUCAAAACCAGCUGCAGUGAAGGCAGAAGUUACUGUCGAAAAACCUGUAGAAACAAGGGAUGUUCCCAAAAAAGAAGUGAAAAAAUACAGCGAGCGUAGAAAAGAAACGCGUGCUAGGGCAGAAAAUCGACUUGCCGAAUUAGAAGACCGCAAAGAUUUCGAAGAAUCAAUAACCAGUGAGCACUUCAAGCUUAUUCCCGUUAUCCCUAAAGUGGACAUCAAGAAAAGCAAUCUUACGCCUCAUGUGGCUCCCUUCAUUCCCAAGGAAAAAUCGUCCACUAUAAUCCUAGGAGAAUCAUCUCUAUCGUUGCCGCCAGCUUUUCCACAAAAAUCUUCGACGCCAACAGCCCCUCAACUGCCGUCUGGUGAGCAGACAGAACAAGCUGAACCAGAUCAUGGAUCGGAGCCCCAAACUCCUAGCGAAAACAAUAGCUGUGAGAAGAAAUCUGCCGAAAUAGAAUCCAAACUACAGGAGGCACGAGAAGCUCGUAAAUUGCGUAACAAAAAUCGACCAUCUAUCGAAAUUUAUCAACCGAGAAAACGAAUUCAACCGGGAGCUCCAGGAACCAACACCAAAAGUGAAGAUGAACCGCAGAAGGAAAAAAGCGAUUCAGAUCGAUCAUCAGACGUAAGCGGCAAACCGGGAAUGUCGUCCGGUGGGGGACCACCGAAAGAAACCGGCACCGGAGCUAAAGACAAACGGCAUCGGCUAACGAAGAAGGCCUCGGAUAAGGAACGGCCGCGUGAUCGACGGAAUCGGCGCAAAAACUCGAGCGAUAAUGAGUCGGCGGCCAAGGAUUCUCGAAAAAAUUCUCGCGAAGAUACCACCCCGGAAGAACCGAAAGCCGAAGCCAUUGUAAAACCAGAAGAGGAAAUGAUUACGGAAGUUGCUGCUGCACUUGAAGGUGUUAAGCUGGAUUCUUGAACAGUGCGUGUUAAUUUAUUUGCUGGAAUAUAAACUGAAUAUUGUUCUGCUUAA
This is a messenger RNA of Uranotaenia lowii, 2216 nucleotides long. RefSeq names its product regulator of nonsense transcripts 3B (gene Upf3). Bases 108 to 2162 code for a protein of 684 amino acids. Gene Ontology annotation, biological process: nuclear-transcribed mRNA catabolic process, nonsense-mediated decay; positive regulation of translation. Gene Ontology annotation, molecular function: mRNA binding. The transcript is spliced from 3 exons. The record is from RefSeq and is a predicted model, not a curated record. Gene Ontology annotation, cellular component: cytoplasm; nucleolus. Lineage: Eukaryota; Metazoa; Arthropoda; Insecta; Diptera; Culicidae.